AUGGAAGCUCUUCCCAAACAUCACUUCCUUCUCAUCCCUUGGCCUGCCUUUGGCCACAUAAUCCCCUUCUUCCAACUCGCAAAACGUCUCGCAGAUGCCGGAAUCUCAGUCACCUUUCUCACUCCUUCCUCUGUCUUCCCCCGCCUCCCUCCUCUCCAUCUCCCUCACCACCUCUCUCUCAUCUCUUUCCACCCCCUCUCUCUCCCUUUGAUCCCCGAACUCCCCGAAGCCACCACCACAUCCGACUUCCACAUCCCCCUCAGAGCCGCCUUCGACGCUCUCCAACCCCUCUUCCAAACCCUCCUCCCCAAGCUCUCUCCAAAAUUAAUUAUCCACGAUUUCACCUCCUAUUGGCUCCCUGAAAUCGCCACCACGUUUGGCAUCCCCACCGUGUAUUUUAGCAUCUUCAAUGCUGCCUCAUUGGCCUACCUCAUCGUCCCCCAUCGUGUCACCGGAAAAUCCUUUCCUCCAACCGCAGCAGACCUCACUUCAUCUCCGCCGGGUUUCCCCUCCUCGGCUGUUUACUUCCACCCAAACAACUGGAAGGGGCUUAUACAUUUCCUGAGCCUGAAAUCCCCGGCGCUGAACGCCUUUUUAGAAGCAACAUGGCUAGGGGAUGCGGCUCAAAUGGACAGUGGGAGUAGCCGGGAGUUCGUUAAAUGUAUUGAUCGGUUGGACAAACAACCAAUCAAGUCUGUUACUUAUGUGGCGUUCGGAACUGAAUGCCGACUAAAUCAAGCCCAAACAAAUGCAGUCGCAAUUGGGCUCGAGGAGUCCGGUUUCCCCUUCCUCGGGGUUAGGAGAGCCUCCAUCCAUGGGGUCUUUGAAAAGUUGCCAAAUGGUUUUCUAGAACGGGUUCAAGGGAGAGGGCUCAUAUUCGAGGAAUGGAUGCCUCAAGCCAGGAUAUGA
Messenger RNA from Amborella trichopoda, 909 nucleotides. NCBI's taxonomy places the organism in Eukaryota, Viridiplantae, Streptophyta, Magnoliopsida, Amborellales, Amborellaceae. The record is from RefSeq and is a predicted model, not a curated record.